Messenger RNA from Penicillium brasilianum, 570 nucleotides. Lineage: Eukaryota; Fungi; Ascomycota; Eurotiomycetes; Eurotiales; Aspergillaceae. The record is from the annotation of a GenBank genome assembly.
AUGAUCGCUUGGUUCUUGUUAGGAAGUGCCAUAGCCUAUGGCUUGGUCAUCGCCAUUUAUCGCCUGCACAUCCACCCACUCAGUAGAUUCCCCGGGCCUCGACUGGCCGCACUGACGGGACUAUACGAGGUUGUAUGCACUGCUUGGGGGGCUGAUUCCUUCGAUGACGAAGUCGAAAGAAUCCAUCAAAUCUAUGGUCCCAUCGUCCGCAUCACUCCAGACGAGGUUCAUGUCCAGGAGCAGUUCUACAGCCCCCAAUAUGCCGAUCGUUGGAUCAAUGGCACCAAGGUUCUUGAUACUCCCCGUCACCAAUCGGGCGACACCACCACCCAACGUUUCCAAAAUGGGAAGCGAUCAAUUUGGCAGGUGCGAUGGCAGGUGCGAUCAAUCCUUCAAGUCGAGGUCCAUCAGAUCAUUCGCGGCCUCGUCCGCAAGCACCAAGCGCAUCGAGUGAUCAGCUGGAAGGGUGGGCCCGUCAUCCCAAUGACCGCGCUCCAUAAGACGCGAACUGGAUCCUCGGAAGCAAGCGACCUAGAAGACGGAUCUCCAAGCGGCUCAGAUCCGGCGUAA